Gymnodraco acuticeps is the source of this 2260-nucleotide messenger RNA. RefSeq lists its product as uncharacterized. Gene Ontology annotation, molecular function: serine hydrolase activity. The transcript is spliced from 4 exons. The record is from RefSeq and is a predicted model, not a curated record. Bases 219 to 1088 code for a protein of 289 amino acids. NCBI's taxonomy places the organism in Eukaryota, Metazoa, Chordata, Actinopteri, Perciformes, Bathydraconidae.
GUUCGCUGAACUGCUCACUGAAGACAACAAGCAUGAAGAAGGAAGAGGAGGGAGCUAAAGUCAUUGAGGGAGGAUUACUCAAACGGAAAAAAACUGACUUUGCCGACAGUAGACUAUUUGCCUUUAGCUGGCAAUGAUUUGCUUUGGGAAAGCCCACUCAAUAACCAGAAGCAUCACGGGCACACAACUAAAAGCAGACGCUUGUUGCAUUUCUCGCAAUGGGAAGCCUGACAACAGCAGCUAUGGUAAGCAGAGCAGUUUUGAGCCGAGGCAUCACUGCUCACCACCUCAGUAAGAAUGUCACUUUUUAUGUGAAUGAAUUAGAAUCUACAGUGUCUGGAUGUCAGAACAAAGCCUCUAAAGACCAUAAACCUCUUAUGCUCAUGCUACCGUGGUUGGGCGCACGUCCUCAGGCUAUGGCCAAAUAUUGUGAAAUCUACUUCCGUACCGGCUUUGAUGUGCUUGUUGUGGAGAGUGAGGUGCAUGACUUCCUGUGGCCUCGCUGGGGUCUGGAUCAUGGGAAGAGGUUGCUAGAGUUGCUCCAGACCGAACGCUUUAUGUCCCGCCCACUGGUUGUCCAUGCCUUCUCUAUCGGUGGCUACACAUUUGCUCAGCUGCUGAUACAUGUCUCUCAGGACAUCCAGAAAUAUCAGGACCUUACACAGAGGAUAAAAGGCCAAGUCUACGAUAGUCUGGUGGUGGGCUCAGUGGAGACGAUGGCCAUAGGUCUUGGUAAGACUUUAUUUCCACGUUUGGAGACACUGGUAACAAAAGCAAGCAUGUUAUACUUUGGCAUGUUCAAACGCCAGACAGUGGACUACUUUAACAAAAGCCUUGAUACGUUUUUGGAAACCCCUAUCACCGUUCCUGCACUGUUCUUCUUUUGCGAGAACGAUCCAAUGAGCGACCCACGAGCCAUGGAGGAGAUAAUUGAUCGCUGGAGAAAGAGCGGGAUAGACACCACAGCAAAGAAGUGGAAGGAAUCAACACAUGCCGGUCACCUGAAGAGGCACCAACAAGAAUAUCUGACCACCAUAGACAUGUACCUACAUACACUUGGCUUUACCCAGCUAAAGGCCAAGAUGUAAGAUAAUUUCUUUACAACACAUUGCCAUUUUAGCUUGACUUUACUAUGUUGAACUUAAAAUAUGUGUACCAAACCAGUAAUAAUACAAAUGUCUACAUCAGAAUGGGUUUGAAGAAAAAUAAAACGUAUAUUACGAUGCCUUGACUAGAGUGCCCAGAUCCUAAAUUCCUAAAGAGAUGUGUUAAAGAUGUUGUUCAUUUGUUUUUUCCAAUUCAAAGCUCUUUUUAAAACGAAAAUCAUUACAACCAAAGUCAGUGGAAUUAUGUUAACCGAGAAAUCUGAUUUGUUUCAGGCAUCAACUAAAUGUUAUUUACAAAGACAAAAAGUCCACUUCAGCAGUCAACUUCUUUUCACUUUACUUGACCUUCACUUUGUAUUUAAAUGCACUCUGCUUGGUAUGCUGAAGUGAUUAAUCAAAUGUUCCAGCUGUGAAAAACAGUUCUGAGUUUACAACAUUCAUGAAGGAUUGCACAAUAACCACUUUUGUGGGAGUGUGUUCCAGGGGAAACUCUGGUACACCUCGUUCUUUCUCUGUCAACAGAAAGUGCUCUUUGUAGCAUGAAAGAAAAGAGUAUUUGUUGUAGUGCUAUAAUCUCAGGAAGUAAACUACCUAAUUGCUGCUUUGGUUGCAUUUGAAAGUUUCUCACACUGGCUCUGUGACAGUGAACAAAGGGAAUUGAAAUUAUGCCACUUUGGGAAUGUUAACACUAUGGCGCAUCUAGAAUAAUGACUUAUGAGCUUCUGUGGUAAACCUGCAUAAAUGGCAGUGCCAGACAAUCUACCGAAGCAGCAAGUAAUAAUUUUGACUUAUUUAACGUUUGAUAAAUACAUUAAAUGCCAAUGGAAGUUUUUGAACAUAGAAGGAACAUUUUAAACAUAUUGCAAAAUGUCAGUUCUAUUUCAGUUACUGUAUAUAAUAUAUUGAUUUACUUUGUGUAUAUCUUGUAACCUUUUUAUUUUAUGAACAAUGUUGCUACCUGUGUAGAUUUCAGAAAGCUGAUAAAACCAUACAAAUGAACACCAUAAUACAACUGUGGUAAACCUGUAUAAAUGGCGGCCGUUGAAGAUCGAUGUUGGUGCCUCUAAUGUUGUAAAGCUUUGUGUCUCAGAAGUUGAACAUUUUAUAUAUUUCUGUGUGCAAUAAAAUUACAAGAAUGUUUCUAUUCAAUGUUA